CCAGCAUCAACAGUGUUGUAUUUUAUCUCAUUUGAUCCCCAAAUGAACAAACUUUAAGGAGAAAGAAGCGAAAAAAGGAGGUUCUCAUGGUUGGGAUUGUGGUGAUUGAAUAGCCAAGGUGUGAAUUCGGGAUUGUUAGCGUGCAAUUGUGGAACUUGCAAAGGUUAUUUGGAAGAACCUCAACAUAGGCAUUGGUGCUGUUGAUUUUAGGAGUCCCUGAAAUGUAUAGGCCUGUGGCUACUCCAGAUUCAGCCACAUCCCGGGGUGGAUUGCCAAAUGAUAGUGGGGACUCUGUUGUGAGUUUGGAUCAAGUUCCAAGGUGGAUUGAUGCUGAACAUUCCUUAGAGCAUAACAACGGAGACUCAGCAUUUUCUAGUUCAUACUUUCCUGAUCCCUUGACAUUCAAGUCCGGGACAGAGAGCGGUGGCAGUGGUUCUGAGUCGAGGUUUCCUGUUAACCAUGAAGUUAAUUCGAAGAUAUACUUGUGGAGGGGUAACCCCUGGAACCUUGAGGUGGAUGCUGUGGUAAAUUCAACAAAUGAGGUCUUGGAUGAAGCACACAGCAGCCCAGGAUUGCAUGCCGCAGCUGGACCUGGCCUUGCAGAAGAAUGUGCAACUUUGGGUGGAUGUCGAACAGGGAUGGCUAAAGUAACAAAUGCCUAUGACCUUCCUGCAAGGAAAGUUAUCCAUACAGUUGGGCCAAAGUAUGCUUCAAAGUACCAAACUGCUGCCGAGAAUGCUUUAAGCCAUUGCUACCGUUCUUGCCUAGAACUUUUAGUUGAACAUGGGCUUAAAAGUAUUGCUAUGGGAUGUAUUUAUUCUGAGGCAAAGAACUAUCCCCGUGAGCCAGCUGCGCAUGUAGCUAUAAGAACUGUCCGGCGAUUUCUUGAGAAGUACAAAGACAAUAUAACAGCUGUCAUCUUUUGCACUACCAGCACAAUUGACACUGAGAUAUAUAAAAGGUUGCUUCCACUCUACUUUCCCCGGGAUAAACAAGAGGAGUUGAUGGCUUUGGCAAAGCUUCCUGCAGAUGUUGGGGAUGAGAAUGGUGAGACUGUCAUAGAUGAGCGCAAAAUCAGAAUAAAACCAUUGCCUAAAAAGAUUGUUUCAAAGCCUGCUAAAGCUCCAGUUGAUCUUCCUGUUAGUGAUGUCGGUUCACUUCGCAGGACUACAUCUUAUUUAGAUACAUUUCUGGAUCCUGCCUUCAUGUCACUGAUUAAGGACCCUGAUGAAAGACGUCUGGAGCAAUGGGAAAAAACUGUUCAAGCGCAGAGAGGCUGGAAUUUUUCUAACUUGCUUGGAUUUGGUGAUAUAGGUGGAGCUCCAUUGUCUGCCGCCGAAGAAUAUUCUCUGCACUCUAGAUAUCUUUCAAAAGCAAAAUCCUUAAAUUUGUCCGAAAUUGCAGAGAUGAAAAUUGUUUAUCGUGGAGGGGUAGAUAGUGAAGGUCGUCCUGUUAUGGUUGUUGUCGGGGCCCACUUUUUGCUUAGAUGUCUUGAUCUCGAGCGAUUUGUGCUUUAUGUAGUGAAGGAGUUUGAGCCUAUAAUGCACAAACCAUAUACUAUUGUAUACUUUCACUCGGCUGCAUCUCUGCAAGUGCAACCGGACCUAGGUUGGAUGAGAAGAUUACAACAAAUACUUGGGCGCAAGCACCAGCACAACCUGCAUGCAAUAUACAUCCUUCACCCAACUCUUGGACUAAAAUUGACUGUUUACGCGCUUCAGUUGCUUGUCGAUGGUGUGGUAUGGAAGAAAGUGGUGUAUGUUGAUAGAUUACUGCAGCUCUUCAGAUACGUACCCCGUGAACAGUUGACCAUCCCAGAUUUCGUCUUCCAGCAUGACUUGGAAGUGAAUGGAGGAAAAGGUCUCAUUGUGGAUCCUAGAACAAAAUAUGUCUAUCACCGACCAUGAUCAUGCCAUCAUCAGCUGAUACAAGAGCUUAACUGAAUGUAGUUUCUUCAUUAGUUUUGCCAUGCCAUUAUUCUCUUUGGCAAGAGGAAGAGGGUCUAUAUAUGUGUAUGGAAGACUUAGUUACUUUUUUUGAAGUACUGGCAAGUUUUUCUGUAAGUAAAAUAAUAGCAUCGUCUUUCUUUGUAGUGCCGAACCAAGUUGUGAAUAUAAUUUUAAGGUGAUUUUGAUCUCUGUUGAA
Messenger RNA from Vigna umbellata (rice bean), 2145 nucleotides. RefSeq lists its product as uncharacterized. Lineage: Eukaryota; Viridiplantae; Streptophyta; Magnoliopsida; Fabales; Fabaceae. The record is from RefSeq and is a predicted model, not a curated record.